This is a messenger RNA of Caenorhabditis auriculariae, 10640 nucleotides long. The record is from the annotation of a GenBank genome assembly. NCBI's taxonomy places the organism in Eukaryota, Metazoa, Nematoda, Chromadorea, Rhabditida, Rhabditidae.
AUGAAAAACGAUGACUCGACCUGGUGGGUUGAUGUUGUUGGGCAAGGACGUGACCAAAAGGGAUCCCAGGAGCGGGAUCUCCGAACAAGUCGGCCUCGUCAUCGACUCCGCCACCACCAACAGCGCCCAGGCGGCCCUCAUCGCCAAGUUUGACUCUUUUUCCGGGCAUUUCCAUUUGAUCAAUAGCUUUUUUUCGCACGAAAAACUUUUUGGUGGAACAAAAAUCCAUUGAAAAAGCCUUGAAGUAUUUUCGCAGAAGUUUCGAAAUAUCGAUUUUAAGGAAUUUGUUAUUAAGUCUUUCUUCUUAUAUAGCCGAUUCACGGCUAACUUGGGACGAUGAGGGGCGUGGCGUGUUUGCGCUCUCCACCAACCAGGCACUAUCUCUUUUCUUAUCGUGUCGGGACCCAUUUUUCGAUGGCUCAAGUCAGCCUGAAUCAGCUAUAGUUCCUUUUUUCCGAUCUGAAAGUCGAGAAGGAUUUAUUGAGAAGGAUUAAGCGCUGCGUGUGCGACGCGGCUUGUUGGCAGGAAACUCGAGAUCAAAUUUAAUCAUUGAAAAAUGUAAAAAUAAAUAUUUAUUCGCAGACUUGUACUGUGCCAUUUAGGUUCAGACUAAAAAAGAAAAAUAAAAGCGAUAUGACACUUUUAAUUAACUUUAUCCUUCUUCCGUUCAACCGAAUUUUCUCAAGCCCAUAAAAAUUACAAUUUGUUGAAAACUGUCGAAAAAGAAGAAAAAAAGUUGGCUCGUGUUUGACCUCGAGAUCCUCGCCAAAAGCCGCGUCGCACACGCAACGCGUCACUCUUGUCAAUCAGUCCAUCUCGUCUUUCAAGUCGAGAAGGAUUUACUAUAUCCAAUUUCAUUUUUUCAACUGUUCUAGGCUUGAACGAGUUUGGACGGAAGCAGAACGACAGGAACUGUAUGAUUCCUUCGGAGGCAAGAAAAAGAAGGGCGUGCCGAACAGCGGCAUCAAAAAGCUCCUGUCGGCCUUGGAGGUUCUGAAAAAAGUCCAUCAACUCGAAAAAUAAUCUUUAAGGAGGAAAAUACGGACGCGAUGAUGUUGCUGCUCUGCCGGAUAGUUACAACGCUUUUCGAAGUCGUCAAACAGGAAGGUUCGUCUGAGAAUGAUUGAUCCCCAGAAUCAUCUCUGACUCUCCGAAAUUCAGUUAUCUUUUUCAUCCUCUGACUGCUACUUUGAACUUCGCGGAAUCAGUUUGAAAAAAGCAUGAGAAAAAAAAUUUAAUAUUCGGGUGUUUAGUCUGAAUACUGAAUAAAUUGAAUAAGACCGAAUAAAUUGAAAUUGAAAUCGGGUGUUUAGGCCGAGAUUUCUUGAGAUUCACAGGUUUCCUCAUUUGAUCAAAUGCUAGAAGUUUUUUUUUUUAGUAUCUGGCCGGAAUUUUCUAUUAAAGCUUUGCUGAAUUUUAUUUUCUGAUCAAAAAACAAAAAAGUUUUCGUAAUUUGGAUCCUUUUUCUUGGAUUUAUGCCAAAUUUUUUGAAAGUUCCAGAUUUUCCUGAAAGUUGCUGAUCUUUCAAAAUUCUCAAAAGCACAAAAAAACGCGUUUUUUUAAGCUUUUUGAAGCGUCAAAAGUUGAGUUGCAGUUUUUUUUUUCUUGUUCCAGUUUUAAGAGUUUUCGAGUGAAUUUCUCGUAUAUUUAAAAAUCAAGUUUAAUAUAAUUAAUUCUCUCUCAAAAAACUCUCUUUCUACGAGAUUUUCUCAUUUUUCUUGGUUCCUGAUUUUCCAAGAAUUGGUUUUCAGAUAAUUAAGGUAGGAAAUGAAUGGAUUUUUUUGCUAUAAUUUUUACUUGGAAAACAUUAUAUUGCUUUCUUUUUCUGGAUUUCUUUAAAGUGGUUUCAAGCUUUUUAACAGCAUAAAAGAUUAAUUUCAGCCCUAUUUGAACUAAUUAUCAAUCCAGUUAUCUUCAAUUUUGUCACCACCACUUUACAGUUGUUCAGAAAGUUUUAAAAUGAAUAAAAGUCCAAACUUUUAAUGCAGAUCCUUUGAGAGAUGACUAUAGCUCGUUUAGAGAACAUUUUCAGGCGAUAAGAAAAAAGAACGGGGUCUGAUCAAAUCGGACGUCGUUUCUACGUUGGUCCGGGUGAUACGGGCUCGGUUGCAUCGGAUUUCGGCCUGGGAAAAUGCGGAAAGAACCGUGGAUCCCGUCCUGUUCCAGAUGCUCUACGAUAUCGGUGCUAAAAGGUACCCGGAUUUCCAUUUUUUUGUCGAUAAUUGGGGCAAUUUUUCUUUCAUUACUGUUUCUGGUAUCCUCCAAAUCUCAAUUCUACUUUUUUUAAUUAUUUUUUUACGAACACUCUGUAGGUUUUUUUGGGCUGAAUAAUCCCAUUAAUGAUCAGUCAGGGGCGUGGCCAACCAAUCAAAAUCAUAGUUCAUUAGAAAAUUUUAUAUUUUUAUUUUUUUGGAAAAAGUGUGAAAUAAAUAUAUUUAUAAAAAAACCAAUUUUUACGUUUUUUUCUAGACAACCGCCUAUGCUUGAAAGUCCGUGUCGGAGGCCUGCUGAACGUUUUCAGCCGAAUUUUCUGCAAUUCCAAGCUCGAACAACUUCCCCGAAUCUACUACCGUUUAUUCAUCACUUUCCUGCGAUCCCGUUAGUAUAAAAAGAGAUUUUUGGGAUUUUUGAAUAAACCACAGAGGAGCAGCAAAUUAAAAAAAAAUUGUGUUUUUUGUCUUUUUGAAUGAAAAAACUUUGAAGUUUGGCAUAUGAAGUCAUCGAUUUCCCUUCGAACUCUUGAAAACCUUUUUUGCAGCUCGAAACGCUCAAUGGAUGGGUCGUCAAAAAGCGAUGAUGACCAAAUUAUUGUCGAGUAUCACGGUUUUGGGACGUUCCGAAUCAAGCGCCGCUCUUCUGGAUCAACACCUCCAAAUUCUUUAUCUCUUGGCUAAAAAUCGGGAGUUUUUUUCUGUUUUUUGGGAUAGAAAAGUAGCAUUGAAAUGUCUUGAAACUGUACAAAAACGUUGGAAAUCUCACGAAAAGCAAAAUUAAAAGAAAUUAAAGUUCAGAGGGAUCCUAAAAAUCGAUUUAUACAUCAAAAUGAAAAUUAUUCUUCACUAUUGAUCGUUGUUUUUGAAGUUAUUUUAGCCGUUCCUUUUCCUAAAAAAUAACUUUUUUUUCGAUUUUCAGGAAGAACAAGACUCCAACUGAUGAAAGACGGUGUCGUCAAAGUCGCGAUCGAGAUUUUGUCGACAUUUCUGGCGGCUCAACACACGAUUUGCGCCCGAUUCUUCUCCGGCGGCUUUUUCGGAUCCUCGGAUUCGGAUCAAAUUCGCUCCGCCCAACUCGACGUCAUCAUUGGGACUAUCGCCCUUCUGAAGACUCUUGCCAAUAAUCGUUCGUUUUUGAGUUUCUUCGGUGAAAAUAGGGCUGUUUUAAGCAUAAUUUCCCUCCUAUCAUAAUUAUAAGCGAACGCACGUAUCGUCCCAAAUUCCUUAAAUUUAAUUAAAUUUUUCAGGGAAAGCCCGUGAUGAAAUGGUGACACUCGGAGCACUGACGAUCUGCGAGAAAGAGCUCAAAAAUUCGGGCGAAAAAGAGGAAAACGACAAGAGAAAGAUCAAAAUCCAGGUUUUCUGCCUGAGUCUGAACUUUGGAAUCGUCUGUGCUGACCUCAGGAUGGUCUGUGCUCCCUAAGCAUGAGAUGUCUGCCGAGCUCUCAGCUCCCUCUCGAAAACGUCAAGUCGCCCGUCGGAUUCUCCCUUCCGGCCACCUGCAACUUGCCCAGAGACAGCUCGUUUGACGACAUUCGGAGCAGUGGCGAGUUUCUUUCUUUUCCUAAUCUCAGACCAGGCAAAAAAAAUAUUUGUAUAGUCUGUUCAAAUUUUGAAAGUCGAGUUGUCGCUCAAGCUCCGCCCCAAUAGCGCUAUGAACCAAUCAGAGAGCGAGCCAACCACAGCGCGUUUUCGAAUGACGUCAUUGCACUUGACGUCCAAUGCCGUGUUAAAAGUGAUUGAGCGAAAUUCAAAAUAGCCGUUAGAGAAGGAAAAAUAUAACUGUAAUUUUGAGGUUCAGAGAUGGUUUUGAAUUCUCCUGAAAUUACUUCGAAAACGGCGUUAAAUCUGAACAGACUAGAAUGACAGGUCAAUUAAAAAAAUCAUAUGUAAAAAGUAAGUAUUAAAAAGUCAUUUUUUUAGGCAAUAGGUCUAAUUUGCCAGGGCUUAUUGUUUCAAUUUUUUUAUAAUUUUUUUAGUAAGGCCUAUAAAAAAAUAGAAUUUGUUUUGAAACCGCUUUAUGGCAAAAAUCUUGAAAAAUUUUUUUAUUUUUUUCAUGGAAUUUAUUUUUUUUUUUUAAAUUAUACAUUGAAAAUGUUUGAUUCCGUCGUUUUUUUAAAAUUAAAAACCCCCUGAGCCAUUUUGCAGCAUUCAAGUUUUCCCUACACAAAUCUCAUGGAUAGACUUUUUUACCUCACUCUUUGACUCCAUUCUAUUUUUUCGUCCGAGUCCAUCGGGAAGUAUCUUUUUUUCCUUAGUUUAAAGUAACAGCAGUUGAAAGUUGUGACUAUCGGGCAAGGAUCACCAAAACAAAUUGGAAAUAAAAAAAGAAGGGAAGAGAAGAAUGAAGUGUACAGAUGAUGAACGGGUCGAGGAUGACGAGGACUUCAACAACUCCACGUCGAUGAUCGAACAAAUCGACGACGACGAGGAGGAGAAGGUUCGUUUCGAGAAGGUUUCAAGACCAUAACGAAAAUUUAAAAAAUGCAUUUUUUUUUUUGCUCAUAAGUUUUAUUAGUGAGGCAUUUUAGUAGAAUUUUUUUUGUUGUAGAACACGAUUUCUAGAAUUUUUUUUGAAUAAACAGAAUAUAAUAACUCGGCUAAAUUUUGAGGUACGGUAACUCAAAGGAUUACGGUAAAAAAACCUUCGAAAAUUCAUAUUCAAGAUCAAAGCCUCUUUGUGGCUCAGAAUAGAUGAAAAGUAUAUUUCAAUUAUUUGAGACGUCUUUUUUCUUUUUAUAAGAUUAAGUACCGAAGGCAAGUUUAAAAUUUAUAUCUUUCUCUUGUUCUAAAAAUCUAGCCUUCCGACUUCAGGAGAAGGAAGUCGAGGACGAUGAAGAAGAAAAAGAGCCGCCUCUUCCGAAAUUAUCGAAACUCCCGCCGGCGAAACUCGCCCGCUACGCGCCGAUUUUCACGGAGUUCCAACUCGGAUGCUCCCGGGCGUCGACUUCUUCAGAAAGUCUAGAAAGUAUGAGAUACCUUUACGAACAGGCACACAAGGUUUCGAUACCGUAAUCUGCAGAAAAAGGAAUUUUCCUCAGGCGACACAUUUCGUCAUCCCGAUUGCUCGAUGGGUUCCUGGUGAGCUUUUGGCCGGUCUGGAACCUCGCCAGAAGAUCGGACCCUCGAGGAGUAUACUUAAGUGAGUACUCCGCCACUUGAAUGUCUCUGGUCGCAUUUGGAAUGGAUCAAAGCAUCUUUUUCGGCGUGUCAAAUUCGUUUCCAGUCGGCUGUAAUUUUUAAAAUAAAACCGCGGGGCGUUGAGCCAUUCCCCGAGCGACCAAAAUAAUUAUAAUCUCUAUGAACCUUAUUUAUUCCUUUUUUCUUCAAAUUGUUUAAGCUGUUUACCUGUUCAGACCGGCUAAUUUGCGACGCCUGCCAAAGAAAAAAAGAAAAAUCCUUCUCUCGAGAUAUCGAUCGAUAAAAACCAUUUCUGAAAGGCUUUUUUUCUUUUCUCAUUUUUCCUUCUGGGUAUGUGACAGAGAAGCUGGCAGAAAAAAAUGAUGAAAUAUAUUAUUUUUAAUGAGAAAAGGUUGAUUCUUUCGGAAUUUUUUUUUCUUAAGACUGUCACAAGGAAAAUAUAAUUUUGAACUUUUUGAUCAGGUUUCUUUCCUUUGUUCUAUGAAUUUCAGACCGCGGAAUUUUUUUUUCCUCAGAAAGUUAGAUUUUUAUUAUGAGUAGUAAUUAUUGAUUUCCUGGGUCAAAUUUUAAGCGGAUUUACAGUUUUUAUGAGGCUUUAAUAAAGAAGUACACGAUCAGCAGAACUCGGUCGUUUUCUUUGUAGAAAUUCAUUUUUGGCAAGUUAUAAAUUGCGACCACCUAUAAAAUGACCAUUCUUUUUCUCCGUCGCAAAUAAAUAAAUACCGGGCGUUUCUUAUUCUUAAAUUUUUUCCAGCUUUUUUAACCCCUUUUUAAGUUUUUGAAUUUUUAUUAUAUUCAUAAAAUCUUUCUUUUGAAAAAAAACGACGAUAUGAGAAAUUCAUCAUAAUGAACUUUUUUUCAUUCCUUAGAAAAUUAAUCUUUUUAUUAUAAUUUUUUUCUACAGUUUAUGGAUCUUUAUUACACCAAGGAGCAAGAGAAAAAAAGUUUUAUCUUUAUUUAAAAGAUUAAUUGAAAAAAAUAAUCGUUUUUUUAAACGUCCGCACUCUAUAGAAUGGUAUUUUUAUGAUUUCUGUAAAUUUCUCUAAUUUCAUGUUUCCUUGCCUUUUUUUCUGUUAUUUUUUUCUUAUUCCUCUCAUCUCCAGGAGUAAUUAUAUAUCUUCUAAUCUGUUAUUUUCAGAGCGAUUGUGGUAGAAACGAUCGCAAAAAGCAGAAGUGGAAACAGUUUCCAGCCUGUGAUCGUGUACAAUUUGGACUUGUUGACGUGUUCCGAACCGCGGCUGCAAGUUUCCGAAGAUCCUCCUCUGGGCGAAGUAGAUCCGUCGCUUCCCCUGGCCUUUGAGAGCCGAUUCGAGAGUGGAAACUUGAGAUUGGUCACUCAGGUUUUUGGCCUGGUAGUUUACAAGAAAAGGAGUUUUUUUGAGGUGGCGCCAUUUCUUUAUGAGCUCCUCCUUUCGCCGGACAUCAACGAAAGGACCGACCAUUUUCAGUGGUUCUAUUUUGAGGUCAGGGGUCAAUGUUCAUUUUUAUCAUUUUGUCGAUUCCACCAAAAAGGAGGCAAGAAGAAUGAAACUUUUUAAUUUAUUCGAUAUUCGAAUUUUUUUGCGGCUCAAAAAAAUUUAUUGAUCGCGGUUUCAAGAAACCUAUUUUAAAAAAAAUAAAAAAAGUUUUUUUGUUCUAUUGUUUGCAGAAUUUCGAAGAGUUGGUUUAGUAAAAACAUUAUUAUAAAAUUUAGUAAAUAUGAAAUAAAUAUAACUUAUUAGGAAUCGACUAUUUUUGUUUUGAAAUCACUUUUCGCUUUUUUUGUUCAGGUCUCGAAUAUCAUGAAAGAUGUCACCUACACGUUUGAGAUUAUCAACGAGAUGAAGGAGUCUUCGAUGUACCGAGAAGGUAUUUUUGAUUCCGAGUUUGAGCACAAUGGAUCUUCAAACUUGAAAAAUGUUGGCUUUUUAGAAAAUUUUUUAGUUUCAUUUAUUAGAUUUAAUUUCUAGAGGAAAUAAGAUGGUUUCAUUUAUUUUCAGUUAGGUCUCAAUAGCGCGAUUUCUUAAAAUCAAGAAAAAAAAAAUCAAAGUUGUUCAUAUAUUUAAUGGUGAAGCUUGGGCAAAUCAAUCAAUCAAUUCACCUUUGUUUUGUUGUUUCAACGAGGAACAAUUUCGUUUCAUUUUUUAAAAUCUCAUUGAUUAUUUCGGACCAACCGUUGCUCAGAAUCGUUUUGAAGUGAAAGUGGCCACUUAAGGUAUGCAACCGGUGAUGCUGUCCCUGAUGGAAGCCGAGAAAGAAGCCGGCGGCUGGCGUCGUGUCGGCGAAAACGUCUGCUACUACCGCAACGGCUACAAGAGCUCGCAGAUCGACGAACAGACCGGCGAGGAGAGGAAGAAACGGAACUACUCCUCGCUGCGGUUCGACGUCAAGUUCCGGCAUUCGGGCGACGUCUGCUACUUCGCCUACCAUUUCCCCUACUCCUACUCAUUCCUCAAUGUAAGGGAUUUCGAAAGCCACUGGAAUUUAGGUUUUCAUCAAAGUUGCCCUACUCUUUUCUCAAUCUCGAACCGGACGUCUCUGAGCACUUCUAGUGACCACUUUAGCGGCAUGAAAACUCUUAAGUGAUCUCUAGGAUUGCCCAGAAAUGUCCAAGGCGCAUCCAGUUUCCGAGAUGAAGACACUUCGAAGUUUCAGUAAAAAAUUAGGGUUCGACAUUAACAAUGUCAAGUAGAAAAAUGAAAAGGAAUCAUUUUAUUUUUAUUUGGCUUUCAACGAUGUCUUGAAGGCGAGCCUGAGGAUUUUGCUGGCCAGAGCGUCGGUCCUGAACGUGUUCGUGAGAGAAGAUGUGAUGGGUCUGUCGCUCUCCGGAAACCCACUGAAGAUUCUGACAAUCACGGCGCCUGGAAGUGCGGAAGACGUGGCCGCGCGGUCUGUGGCCGUCAUCAGUGCUAGAGUUCAUCCCGGGGAGAGCAACUCCAGCUGGAUGAUGCAUGGUGAAGAUCAUUGUCUUGGAUAAACUUAUUUGAUGAUAAAGGGAGUUGUUAGACUUAAAGUUAGUGAAAUUAAAAAAAGUUUGAAUUUUAAAAUUUGGAUAUCAGGUAAAGCGUGGGUCAGCAACUAAUUAAAAUAUCCUCAUAGUUUUCACUUUUUUUUUUUCAGUUUCGUAGUCAAAAACCAAUAGUAACAAUCACCAGGUCUGCUGGAAUAUCUGACGACAUCGACGAGCGAUAUCGCGAACUCGGUCCGCAAUCAGUUCGUCUUCAAAAUCAUGCCGAUGUUGAAUCCAGACGGCGUCGUCAACGGAAGUCAUCGCUGUUCUUUGGCUGGCGUUGAUUUGAAUCGGUGUGAAAUUAGAUUUCCAGGCUUAAAAAUAUUUUUUUGUAUUCUAGAACCUGGGACAGGCCGGAUGAGAUCACCAAUCCGGAGAUUUUCCACGCGAAAGGCGUUAUUCAGUAUUUGGUUGGUUAUGAAACAUAAAAAUUGCACUUUUUUUCAAAACUUGGCCCUGAAAAUUCUUUGAAUUAUCAGGAAAAAAAAUCCGAAAAAUUUUCUGAAAUUCUGUUUUGGAAGAAAAAGGCUUGAAAAAUGAGCAAUUUUUGACAGUUUUCUUUGUCUUUUCGUCUUUUCAAUUUGAAAUAGGAGUUUAGUAGGUUGAGAUCCUCAGGACACCAAAAUUAAAACUCUGAGCAAUUUUUGAAAAAUUCCGAAGAGUAUAAUGAAAUUAACUUCUUUCAAAAUUCAUCUCAAAAGGUGCCAUUUUACGAGAUUUUCACCAAAUUUCAGUGCGAAAAAGUGAAGAAACCAUUGAUUUUCGUCGAUUUCCACGGUCAUUCGAUGCGCUACGACACGUUUGUCUUUGGCAGCAACCCGAAUUUAUCGUGGCGGAAAGAAGAUCAAGCCGUUCAGCACCAACAGAACGAGUGCAUCUGGCCGGACAUCAUGCAAAAAGUUUGUGAUUGAAGAAAAAAAGCUUGUCGUUAGAAUUUUUUUAGAAUUUUUCUCCAACUUUUUUUCUAGGUUUUGGUGAUUUUUUAAAAAAAGUAUCGAGUAGUGGGAAAUUUAUAGAAAUCAUCAAGGAAGGUACUAACCGAAAUUUUUUUCAGCUUUAUAAGGAGUUUCGACAAAUUGGAUCAAUUUUUUUAUUCAAAAAAAUUAUUUUUUUGUAAAAAGUUUCUUUAAGGGCUCUCUCAAAUAUGAAAAAAAUUAUUUUUUUGAUCUUUUUUUGGAAAAUGUGGAUUCUUUUUCAAGUCGCUCGAACACGAGCUUAUAUUAAUUAUUAACAAACAAUACUUUAAAAAAAUUAAAAAAAAUCUUUUUUUCAAGCUAGAAAUGAAAAAAAUUUAGUACUUAUCGUCGUAUCGAUCGGCCUUUGCUGAAAAUUUGCGAUUCCGGAUUAAUUUUUUUAUUAGAUACUGAAAGCUAAAGGCUAGGAUUUUCAGAAAAAAAAAGUGAAAAUUUGCCCUUUUUAUAUAAAUUUCAGAAGUAGAACUUCCUUAGUUUAUUUUUUUCAAGCUGUUUUUCCCGACUUUUCUAUUCCAGUUUUGAAAAAUUGUUUCAAGAAGUGAAUUUUUACCUUCAACUUUGAAGCUAUAACCAAGACCUCCUAAUCCAUUCUUGCUACCAAAAAGGUUAGAAGUGAUUUCCAGACUUGUCCCUUGUUUUCCCGGGACAACUGCGAGUUCACAGUCGUCCGGAGCAAGGAAUCCUCGGCGCGGGUCGUCGUGUGGCGCCAGUUCGGCGUCACGGCCUCCUACACCCUCGAAUCGACCUACUGCGGGUUCAGGGGUCGCGAUUUGAAGGGAACUCAGGUCAAUGCAUUUUUCGACAGUCAUAGAAUCUACCGAAAUUUUUAAUUUUUAAAGAAACACGUUCAAAAAUUAUAACUUUAUAUAAGUGCAGCAAACCUUCAGAUAUUCCAUUAAAUUUUCUGAAAGUCGCAGAAAUUACCGAAAUUCAUACAAUUCGUUCAAAAAGUUACUUCUGAACACGUAGAGGACCUUCAUCACCUAAAAUUAUCUUUUCCUCGAGACCUUUUUUUUGAAAUCUACCCAUGCUCCUUUAACACUGCGAAAAAUCCAAAAACUCCUAUAUUUUAGAAAUGCCUUCGAAUUUUGAAUGAACAAUUGAAUUGGCCGAAUUUUCGGCUUUAUCUUUGCUCACUGCGCAGAAAUUUGCUUAUCCACCUUUUUGAAAUAAAAAAAAAUCAAUCAUUUUCAGGCGACAACCAACGAUUUGAAAAAAGUUGGACAAUGUGUCGUCGAAUCAUUUUUAGAGGUAAUUUCCUUCCUCAUUCCCAAUUCAUUCCAAUUUUUUUUUCAGCUUCUGCAAUUUAAAAAUCGUCUGUAA